AUAUGUAAUGUCUUAUCAAUCAUGUAAUUAAAUUUAAAAUAAAAAUUAUUUUUGUCAUAUUUCUUAUAAGUAUUGUAUACAAUUUGCACGAAGUAUGAAUAAGAAUCUUGAACAUUUUUGGGAAAAUUAUGAACAUAUUAUGAAUUGGGGUGGAACAAAAAUUUCAAAAACCAAAACUAUGAACAAUUACUAUACACAAAUCAAGGAAAAUUCAUAUAACAAAUACAACUCAUGUAAUGAUACGAUUUAUGCAAAUGAUACAUUUUCUGAAAGCAGUGAAGAAAUAGAUACAAAUUAUUUAGAAUUUUCAAGAGCUACUUUAAAACAUCAAAAAAAAAUAGAAAUGGAAAAACGAAGUUUGGAUAAAUGUUAUGGAUUAUGCAAUUCAUCAAGUUCAGAAGAGUCUGUAAUUAAUAGUAUUCAAAUUGAAAUACCACAUGAAAAAAUCUAUGGAUUGAAUGCCAAUAAAAUAAAAUGCCAAGAAAAUAUAUUACAAUCUAAAUUUAACAAUUAUUGUAUACAUAAAAAACCUGUGUUAUGGCCUGGUAUGGCAUUUAAUUUAAGUUUACCUGAGCCAGAACUGCAUUUGGACCUAAAAACACAGAACCGUCCAUUCUAGGAGUGAAAUGUACACCAAGGAAAGGUAAAUCAGGAUUUGGGACCUAUGUAAAAAAAAUUAUAAUAUUUAGUUAAAAUAUUUUUAAAAAAUAAAUUUUUUUUUAUCAUUA
Daktulosphaira vitifoliae (grape phylloxera) is the source of this 728-nucleotide messenger RNA. RefSeq lists its product as uncharacterized. Lineage: Eukaryota; Metazoa; Arthropoda; Insecta; Hemiptera; Phylloxeridae. Bases 95 to 619 code for a protein of 174 amino acids. The record is from RefSeq and is a predicted model, not a curated record. The transcript has 5 exons.